AGAAUGAAUUCACAUGAAUUCCUAGCAUAAUGAGCCUUGGAAUUUAUUUGAUUUAAUUGAUUUAAAUGGAUUAAUUACCCAAUUAAAUCUAACAGAAGCUGAGUCUAAAGGUGAUUCGAUUCAUAAUGCAUAUGCAGUCCACUUGAGUCACAGGACUAGCUAGCUAUUCCCGAAUGGACAAACGUACGGUUGCAAUAUAUAAGCAGCCGAGCAUGCAUCGUUGGGAGCAACAUACACUCAAAUUCCCUGGCAGGCUCAUCUGUUUGUUGGGAGAGAGAGAAGAGAUGAGUAAUAUUGGGAUGGGGAUGGGGGUGAUAGAAGCUGGGCGAUUUAUGAGAAUGAGUUCAGAACGACGAGCGAGGCACUUGGUGGGCAUGGGUGUUGUGCUGACGUUGAACACGUCGAUCCUAAUACUGGGUAGCGCCACCCGUGCCCCGACGCAUUGCACCCGUGGCGUCUUCUUGUGGCCCUGUAUCGCGAUCGGCCUCUUCUUCAUGGUCGUCUUCAUCUUGGGCCUGUGCGGCGCGAAGAACAACAACGAGGGUCUCUUCUUCUGCCACCUCCUCGGCGUGUUCAUCGCCAUCCUCGCCCUCAUCGGCUUCAUCAUCUUCGGUUACGUGGCCAUCGGACCAGGCAUCGACCUCAGCGAUGUGAAGGCACGCGAGUACAAUCUGGACGACUACAAGAGCGGGUGGCUCAGGGCUCGUGUGGACGACGCCGCGUACUGGGCAACAACCAGCGCCUGCCUCCGCGGCGACAGGGGCGCCGGGUGCAAGGCCAUGACGAAACUGGUCCGUGACCCACACUCCGGCUUGUUCGUCCCCGACGGCGGCCGCCGGCACGUCGACAUGUCACCUAUCCAGUCUGGAUGCUGCAAGCCACCAUCAUCGUGUGGAUUCACAUAUGUCAACGGGACGACGUGGACACCAACACCAGCAGCAGCAACAAACAACGUCGACUGCAGCAGGUGGAGCAACGACCAACAAAAGCUCUGCUUCCAGUGCGAUUCAUGCAAGGCAGGCUUCCUCGACCACACCAGGAAGGCCUGGAGCUCGGCUGCCUUCUUUCCCAUUUUCUGCUUGAUCGCGGCCAUUCUUUCAUGCUGUUCAGGUUUAAAAUAUGGAGGGGUUCUCCAUGAAUAAGUUGUUAUCUUACUUUGUUUAUUUUUAUCAUGUUUAGGCUUUGAGCCAACAACCUUAUAAUAAAUGAUUGUUCCUUUGUUUA
Messenger RNA from Oryza sativa Japonica Group (Japanese rice), 1224 nucleotides. Its product is annotated as tetraspanin-3. The record is from RefSeq and is a predicted model, not a curated record. Gene Ontology annotation, cellular component: plasma membrane; plasmodesma. Gene Ontology annotation, biological process: auxin-activated signaling pathway. NCBI's taxonomy places the organism in Eukaryota, Viridiplantae, Streptophyta, Magnoliopsida, Poales, Poaceae.